GCAGCGUCGUUCCGGAAGCAGCGGAAUGUCGGGGGGCGGAGCGUCGAGUCUGGCGUCAGCCGCGGCGUGCGGAGUGAAGUAUCACCGAUAAACACGCGCGUCAUUCACCGUAGCCUGGAUCGGACGCGCCGCUUCUUCUGAUAUGGACGUGUAGCGACGGCUGUAAUCGUUUCUGGUGCUGAAGAGGAUGGGAGCAGUGAGUGGUCACUGGAGGAGAUGUCAUUCGGUCGACUCCUGCGACGUGCAUCCUCCAAAGCCUCUGACCUUUUGACGUUUAACGUGGGCAUGGGAGGAUCACGGACCGUGCUGGAUGGAGAGAUCAUCUUCUCCAAGAACAAUGUGUGUGUUCACCCGGCCGAGCCUCUGCCCGGACUGCCUGAGCAUCACCCAGGUUACCUCUGUGUGCACCUGGAGAAAGACGAGACCCUCGGCUCCACCCUCAUCCUCACCUGGGUGCCCAACUCUCGCAUCCAGCGGCAGGACGAGGAGGCCCUCCGUUACAUCACGCCCGAAAGCUCACCCGUCCACCGCAACCCCCGCCGCCGAGCCCACCGGAGCCACUCUCGUCCACCGCCCACCCCCGAGGAAGAGGAGGAUGAAGAGGGGCCGGAGCCAGCCCUGCAGAACCAGCAGCUUUUGGAAGAGGGCGAUGAAGGCUCGUGCGAGCUCUCUGCGGACGAGGUGAGUCGGGACAGCACCCUUGGCUCGGACUCGGACACCUUCUCCUCGCCCUUCUGCCUGUCGCCGGUCAGCGAGGCUCUGGGCGAGAGCAGCAGCUCCGUCUUCCUGGAUAAUGAGAGCAGGGAGUGCGAUGAACCCAUGGCUCACUCUGCAAGCUCCGCCUCCAGUCUGGACAGCCACGCCCCCUCCGAAAGCAGCCAAUCACAGGGAGUUCGUUGGGAGGAGCAGCAGAAAGUCAUGGCAUUAGAGCAUCUAUGUGGGGUGUUCAGAGUUGACCUGGGUCACAUGAGGUCACUGCGUCUCUUCUUCAGCGAUGAGGCCUGCACCUGUGGCCAGCUGGUCAUCGCCAGCAGAGAGAGCCAGUACAAGAUCCUUCACUUCCACCACGCGGGGCUGGAUAAACUGGCCGAGGUGUUUCAGCAGUGGAAAUGCUGCAGGGAGACGCAGCUCAAAGACCAGGUCUGGAGAUUUGGGGUCUGGCCCGACUUCGGGGGCAUCGACCCAUCCAUCCGUGGUGAAGUGUGGCCCUUCCUGCUGCACUACUACAGCUGUGAAUCCACGUCGGAGGAGCGGGAAGCCUGGAGACUGCAGAAGCGUGUGGAGUACCAGGAGAUCCAGCAGAGGAGGUUGUCCAUGAGUCCAGAGGAGCACAGUGAGUUCUGGAGGAAGGUGCAGUUCACUGUUGAUAAAGAUGUUGUCCGAACUGAUCGAAGCAACAUGUUCUUUAGAGGAGAGAACAACCCCAAUGUAGAAAUCAUGAGACGUAUCCUGUUGAACUACGCCGUGUUUAACCCAGACAUGGGCUACUGUCAGGGCAUGUCAGACCUGGUGGCUCCUCUUCUGACCGAGAUCCAGGACGAGAGCGACACGUUCUGGUGCUUCGUGGGUCUCAUGGAGAACACCAUCUUCAUCAGCUCUCCCAGAGAUGAGGACAUGGAGAGGCAGCUGAUGUACCUGCGUGAGCUCCUGCGGCUGAUGCUGCCUCGCUUCCACCAGCAUCUGACCCGGCUGGGUGAGGACGGCCUUCAGCUGCUGUUUUGCCACCGCUGGGUUCUUCUGUGUUUCAAGCGCGAGUUCCCUGAUGCUGAAGCCCUGCGCAUGUGGGAGGCCUGCUGGGCACAUUAUCAGACGGACUACUUCCACCUGUUCCUGUGUGUCGCCAUCAUCGUGCUGUACGGCGAUGAUGUCACAGAGCAGCAGCUCGCUACAGAUCAAAUGCUGCUGCACUUUAGUAACCUCUCCAUGCACAUGAAUGGAGAGCUGGUGCUGAAGAAGGCACGUAGCCUGCUCUAUCAGUUCCGCCUUCUUCCCAGAAUUCCCUGCAGCUUGCACGACCUGUGUAAACUGUGCGGGCCAGGAAUGUGGGACAGCCGUUACAUCCCUGCCAUAGAAUGUUCCGGAGAGCAUCCCGACUCUCAGAGCUGCCCCUAUGGAGGCACCGCCACCCCCGAGAGCCCAACUUUACCCAGCUCCAACAAGCCCAACGAGGGCAAGAGGGGCUCCAAGACACGAGACAUUUUCACUUUCCGCAAGCACUCCUGACUCCAAGCACGCCUCAGGAACACCGAUACCCAUAAGGCUUAGCCUCUGAGCCGCAUUUCAGGUCUCCAUUGUGUUGUACUCAACGUCUGGUAUGAAUCAUUGCCUUGUGCAUAAAGGGUACCAUUGUUGACAACCUCUUUUAGAGGUUGAGGAACCUAAUCAACUUGCGUUUCAUCAAUAAUUCACAAGUACAAUUAUCACAAACAAUCAAGACUAAGUCUUCAUCCAUCUUUCAUGAAGUCACAUCUUGCGAACUGACAUCUCGGAAUAUUUUUGGCUUUUUUUUUAAUAUCGACAAUGUAUGCAUGUGGUGUUUGUGUUUGGUUUGUUACCACAGUGGAAG
Messenger RNA from Sinocyclocheilus rhinocerous, 2566 nucleotides. Its product is annotated as TBC1 domain family member 16-like. Bases 217 to 2223 code for a protein of 668 amino acids. Gene Ontology annotation, cellular component: early endosome. Gene Ontology annotation, biological process: activation of GTPase activity. The record is from RefSeq and is a predicted model, not a curated record. The transcript has 12 exons. Gene Ontology annotation, molecular function: GTPase activator activity. Lineage: Eukaryota; Metazoa; Chordata; Actinopteri; Cypriniformes; Cyprinidae.